This is a messenger RNA of Oncorhynchus mykiss (rainbow trout), 4230 nucleotides long. RefSeq names its product Rho GTPase activating protein 11A (gene arhgap11a). Gene Ontology annotation, molecular function: GTPase activator activity. Gene Ontology annotation, biological process: signal transduction. NCBI's taxonomy places the organism in Eukaryota, Metazoa, Chordata, Actinopteri, Salmoniformes, Salmonidae. The record is from RefSeq and is a predicted model, not a curated record.
UAGCCAAUCAGAGCGCAAUGUGUAGAAGCGCUGCCGUUUGAAAGAUUAGAAAAAAUAUUUUAGGGAAGCGUAGUCUGCAGGCAAUGUAGCUAGCAAGGGCAAUUAAGAUUAGAUAAAAACAAAAUAAUAGUCAUAUCGUUUUCGACACAUGUAUUCAAGUAAAUAGUAGAAUAUAGAUUUAGCCAUACUGUACUAUAAAUUAGCUAGUACAGCUAUGAUAAUCGUUAUUGAGCUAGCUAACUUUCUAACGUUAGCUACAGCAGGCUAGCUAACUGUUAACAGUGGCGAACGUGGGCUUGCUACACAAUAAUGAUAGCGCCUAACAGGGUCGAUUCUGCUGGGACUGGAUAGUUGGCACAGCGGUUGUUUUUAUUUGAUGGUCGACCUAGCUAGUUGCAGGUUGUGUCGAAGGAUUUGGUUUGUCAAAUUAACGUUAGAUGGAUUGUUUUGAAUGAGAAGAAGCGCGUACACAGAGUUGUUGCUGAUUGAAAGGAAGGGAAGUGCGGACGUGGGAUAGUUAGCUAGGCACAUUUAGCUAGCUGUUAUGCUAACGUUAGAGAAGGAUACGCAUAGAUGAUCUGCUAGUUGGCUAGGUAAAUUGGUAGCCGUGUUGAACAUUUUAAGAAGGCACAGUGGAAGUCAUUGUUAAAGUGAAAGAUGAAGAUCAUUGAAAGAAAUGUGAUGCGUCUGGCUGUUGUGCAACACCUUCGUGCUGCUUAUGGGAUAAAGACGAAGAAUUGGAAUAAAAACAAAGCUCACGCCAGCUGCAAGUUGACAGUUAGCUAUUCGGUGAAAGUGUUUGGUGUACCGCUGGAGAGCCUUCCGCAGUACAGUGUGGAGAAUGGCAGUGUACCGUGUUUUCUCAUGGAUGCGUGCACAAGUCUGCUGGAACAUGUGGAUACAGAGGGUUUGUUCAGAAAGUCUGGUUCCAUUGUCCGCCUGAAAGCACUCAGGGCGAAGUUGGAUAAGGGUGAGGAGUGCCUGUCCACUGCCCUGCCGUGUGAUGUUGCUGGCCUGGUCAAGCAGUUCUUCAGGGAGCUACCAGAUCCUGUUCUGCCCACAGAGCUGCAUGAUGCCUUCCUCAAGGCCCAGCAGCUGCCCACAGAGGAGGAGAGGACCUCUGCCACCCUGCUGCUGUCCUGUGUGCUGCCUGACAGAAACAUGAGCAUCCUACAUUACUUCUUUGCCUUCCUCCACAAAGUCUCUCAGAGUGGUGUGAAUAAGAUGGACAGCAGUAACCUGUCUGUGAUCCUGGCUCCCAACCUCCUGCACGCUGGAGACGGGACAGACAAGAUGAACGCCAGCACAGAGAAACGCCUCAAGCAACAGGCAGCCGUGGUCUACUGCCUUAUAGAACAUGCUCUGGAUUUCGGUGUGGUACCUCAGUUCAUCAUGGAGAAGAUUCCAGCCAUGCUGGGCUGCGAGGCUGCUGUUCUCUCCCCUACUCUAGAUGGAUUAGAGGAGUUAGACACAAACUCUGGGACCAAGAGGAGACACAGGCGCAGUUUAGGAGAUAUGGUCAAUGGAGCUCGGAAUAAGUUAAAAACAAAUAGAACACCCACAAAUACUCCCCAGUCAGACGGAUAUGUUUUUUCUUCAACUCCUGUGAUAAUUACUCCCAACUCCAAGAGAAAACUUCCUUUGGAAUCUGGUCAAAGUUAUGGCUCCAGCAAGAAACGGAGAUCCAUCAAAAAGAACCUUGUUUUAGAGUUACUACCUAAUGCUCUGUUUGGUGGAAGCUCUACUCCUGUACCAGGAUACAUGGACCCCAGUGCUUCGGAAUCCCUGAACUCCUCCCAGAAUGCAUUGUCCUCAAUUGGGAGGUCCAGCAGGCAGUGUGCCAGCUCUGCAAGGAGAAAGAGCAAACGACUAAGUCACCGGCAUGUUGUCAACCGAGUGGAGUCAGGGAAAGCUGGUUGCUUCUCUCCCAAGGUCACCAAGAAAGAAAACGUUUGUAAGUCCCUGCGCCUGCGCUUCAGCCUGGGCAAGAGCAGCAGAGACCCUAAAGAGGGUUCAGAGUCCAUUGGUUGGCGACUUGCCACUCAAGAGAGCACCACCAGUUUUCGUUUCACCAAAGAUGCCGAAUUUAGCCCGACUGUAUUGCGAAACAAGAGCUCGUCGAAUGGCUCCAAGUUCUACAGUAAGUCAGAGGACAACCUGCUGACCCCCCAGUGUGACGACGGCAGUGCCCUCCGGACGUCCUGGAGAGGGGAGACCCCUGACGAGGGUCUUGUCUUGGGCGGGGGCUCCUUCACCGACACACCCAUGAACAUGUGCCUGAACAACAACUACUACUCUGAGCCUGCCAUCGUGGUGGCCAAGCCCCCUAUGGUGGCCAGCUUCCCCAAGAAGCUGUGCUGUGGCUCCAGCGCUGAGAGCCUGGAGAGUGAGGGCUCGUUCAGCCAGUCCCAGAUCGGGCCCACCUUACUCAAGAUCAAAAGAGCCUUCACUGAAUCACACCACAGUGCCCCCUCAGGAGAGGACAAGGCAUCACACCCUGAGAACACUGAAACAGAUUCAACUCCUGAAUCUUCAACACUCAAAGGUGCAUCACCAAACAAAGAGAGUUCUAGCAUGCCAACAUCUCACAGGUGUCUGGCUGAUGACCAGAACAUCACAUUUGGUCAGAUCAAGUUUGUUCCUCUGUCUCCCUUGUCUAUAGACAGCACCCUGUUUGAAGUGGGAGGGAGUAGCAGUCUGUCAGAGAAGGCCUGUGACCAGUCGCUGUGUGCUGGUGACAGAUCUGUGGAGGGAGAGGCAGAGACUGUGGCUGACCAAGUGAACUGCAGUAGGCUGAUCAAUGCCCUGGACAUCCAGAGCCCUGCUCACUUCACACGCAGCAUGGCUGCUGGGGUCCAGACCACUCCAUACAGAGCCUCCGGGCUGGAGUACUUUCAGGAGCUCAACACCCCUCUACCCCCCAUGGGUACAGUAUCUGUAAUGGUAGAUGUGGCUGUGGCAUCCCCAGAGCCCAGUACCCAUCCCCAGAGGCAGGAGCAUCAGCAGGUGGAGCUUCCCUCCCCAGGCACCCUGGAGACCCGCAGGAUAAGGGUGGCAGACCACAUCCAGCGCUUCAACAAGCUCGUCCUGUAUUCACCUAAAUCACAGGCCAAAGCAGUCAGGUCCCCUCUCAAGUUCCAGCGUACCCCCGUGCGCCAGUCUGUCCGCAGGAUCAACUCUCUACUGGUGGACAGGAGGCCUGCAGUGGUUGGGAACACCUCCAGCCGGGCCCAGGACACCCCUACCCCUGUGGGGAAGGCUGUCAGCCUGGAGAGUGGCCUGUCUGCUGGGGCUCAGCUUCAGCCUUACCAGUGCCAAGCAGACAACCAGGGAGGCCUCCCAAAUUACAAGGGCCGCUCCACAAAAACCCGCCCUCCUCCUGUCCCACCCAAGAAGACAGCCAGCAUCAUGCGCAAGCCUAGGAAUUGCGCUCUAGGCGACGUGACCAACAAGGUACAACCUAAGGCCAAAGGUGACACACCCAUUAAGAACAGCCCAGGAGGUGAAGGUCAGAAGUCUGUGGUGCAGCAGGUGGCUGAGAGGGAUGUGUGUUGCUACAGAGGCUCCCCCAGGAACCCCCUCAACGAUGGCAGACUGCUGUCAGCCACCAAGCCCAUAGACCUCUAGUCUGGUAGAACUGCUCCCUUUACUAUGCAGGUCUCCCUAUCUGGAAAUAGACCGUCACUGUAUGACUCCAAAACAUUCCCCUCUGUUUUCAGGGUUUAAUUUAUUUUAAUUUCUAGAUGCUGUUCUCCGUGAGUUGUGUUUGGGGUGACUGAUCUAUGGCACCUUUUUUUACUCUUGUUGGUAAAAGUGGAGUUUUGCAAAUGCAUAUCAGUGUAAUGGAAUGAGUUUGUUUUGUAGUCUGUUCGACUAGUGUGAAAGCCAAUGUUCAACGGUUGGGUGUAUGGCUGGAAGUUUCCAGAUUUUAGAUUUGCUUUUACUUAUCUUUUCAUUGAGUUUGUCAUUUGGUAAAGGUCUACAAAGCAAACUGUUUCCCCUAAAAAACAUUUCAUGUAUUUUCUUUAAAAAAUAUAUUUUGCAUUGGAUUAAACAUAUGAACCGAUCAAGGCACCUUUUGGGCAAAUUUAUUGAUAAAACCUUUCAAGCGGUAUUGAUUUAAUUCACCUCUGCAGUUAGUCCUAGUAUUUCCAAUCUCUUCAGAAGUAGUGCAUUACCAUGUGAAUUUUUGUUAAAUAGAAAAAUAAAUCAAAACAUUCAGAACACUUG